GGCCUAUCGAUAACGUUAACAAAUAUUCUUACAACAGAUGAUACCAUUUAAGAAAAGAUUAAGUUAUAUAAUAUUUUACAGCAAAAGAUGACUUUCAUUGUCUAAAACAGUGAUAAGUAUCCAUUUUCUGUAAAUAUGAUAACAAUAAUAACAAUUAAUGCGCGAUUUUGUAUACGAGUUGACCUGUAUACGAGUUGGUCUGUGUACUUCUUGACUGUAAAUCAGUAAAUGUAUACCAGUCCACCUUGUGUCUAAUAAGGCAUCGAUAAGUAUGAUUACUUCACAUUGUGUUGAAUUAUUAACCAUCAAUUAUCAUAGUAGUAUGAUUAGGUAGGUUAAUAAAGCUAUAUAGGUAAUUAAAGGUACCUAGCAAUAUCUAGUGAUUGUACUGGAUCUGUUAUUAUAAGCAUUGAUUGUCAUUAUAUUAUGACCUCUUUUUAUAUACAGUUCAUUAUAUAUUUUCUUUUUUUAGAAUCAUGUUUUGCAUUGAAUGUGGGGUGGUUUUAGGCCCCACAAACAAGUUUUGUGGUUCGUGUGGCGCCCCAGUCUGUGUCGAGAGGAAAGUAACAAAAGAACCUGACACAGCCAAACCAGGGCCAUCAAAAUCUUUUGAUGAGUCAGCAAGAUGCUUCUCGCCAAAUGGAAGUCCAUCUUUGCAAAAGAAAAGAGAAGAGGUACAGUCCAAACUAGACUUUCUGAAAGCAAAGUUUUUGGACAGUAAAAAAAAGAUGUCCAAGAAAAGACUAGGUGGACACCUGCACACUAAAUCUUCAGGGUUGGAGAUUUUGGAAGUCCGUUUUCUGGACAACCUUGGAAAGAGGCUGCAGAGGGUGAUAAAUGGCAGCUCGUCAUUAUUACUGGAAGUGGAAUCUUCCAGUACCGUCCCGGAGUGGAUGGCUCUCUUAAGUGCAAAGUUCAAGACACAGAUUCCUAUGGAAGCGAUGGUAUUUAAAGAGCACAAAUUCAUUGCACUCAAAGAUACGACAAGCGUAGAAGAUUUAAAGAACCAAUCGAAGGGAAAGAGGAAACAUUUUGGUUUUUUUGUUCAAGUGCAUGCCUGAGAAGACCACUUCAGCUAAUGAAUCCCCAGAUCAAAGCAGUGAAUCAGAUAAUGGAAGCAGCGUGAAUAAGCCAAAUAGUCAGCUCAUAGUACUCUCUAAAGAGGAGUUUGAAGAACCUGCAA
Messenger RNA from Saccostrea cuccullata (small rock oyster), 1183 nucleotides. RefSeq lists its product as uncharacterized. The transcript is spliced from 9 exons. Lineage: Eukaryota; Metazoa; Mollusca; Bivalvia; Ostreida; Ostreidae. The record is from RefSeq and is a predicted model, not a curated record. The coding region runs from base 477 to 1061 and encodes 194 amino acids.